Messenger RNA from Pieris macdunnoughi, 891 nucleotides. NCBI's taxonomy places the organism in Eukaryota, Metazoa, Arthropoda, Insecta, Lepidoptera, Pieridae. The record is from the annotation of a GenBank genome assembly.
AUGCGAAAUUUAUGCCGCCCAAUGCAACUAGAAAUAGACUUAUAUUGGAGCAAAUUACGUGAUGUUUACAAUGGUUACUUGGAACAACAUAAUCCAAUUAUGAGUCACUAUCUAUCUCUUCAGGAGAAAGACGAUUUCUACCAAAGGGAUAUAUUCAGGAAUGACAUUCAAAUACAACAGGCCACGGAAAUACUUCUCUCUUUGCAAAAGGAAUGCUCUAGAACGACAAAUUCUCUGAGCUAUAAGUUGAAUCGUCUUAACAAACAUAAAGAGGAUUUGGCGAAGAAAUACUGGCAAAUGAAGAAAGAUAACAAGACGAAUAGACGUCGGGAGAGUGAUAUGCUAGCAGUUUUGGUGGAUGCUAGCACUGAUGCUAAAACGUAUCUAGAGAAGAUGCUUCAAAAGAUACAAAAAGUAAAUGUAAUGGCAAAAAUAUGCAGUAAAUAUGAAUAUGGUGAUGAUAAUCUCCUAGAAGGGAUUGAGAGUGAUGGAAUUUCAGAAGAUUAUGAGAACCUUGACGCUGCUAUGAUAGAAGAAUACAAGGAAUUUAGAAAAAUGGACAAGUUUCUGCUAAAAGUUAACAGGGCCAAGGUCCAAACAAUGUGCCUUAGAAGUGAAAAGGCUAAACUUGCCAAAGAAAAUAUACAACUGAAACAAUAUAUCAAGAAAUACCUCACUGAUUUGGCUUUAAAGGAUGGCAAGGAAAGGCCAGUAACUUCAACACAUGCUGAUAAAGAAACUACUUAUGGGAAAGUAUUAAAUCGCCCCGUGACAUGUAUAGAAGGAGCUCUGUCAAAUGCUGUAUUACAUGAACAGAGGCUGAAACUAGAGAAGCAACGGCUCAAGGAAAUAGGUGGACUUAAGUCAUACCCUCGAGUCAAUUGUUGGUAG